This is a messenger RNA of Symbiodinium natans, 2043 nucleotides long. The record is from the annotation of a GenBank genome assembly. Lineage: Eukaryota; Dinophyceae; Suessiales; Symbiodiniaceae.
AUGGCGGGCUGGCGGGAGAUGUCGGAGUACGAGCCGAAGGUGGGCCUAGCUGUGCGCGUCUCCGAGACGGCGCCCGAUCACCUCGAAAGCUUUCGAGGCCAGGAAGCCGAGAUCAUCAAGCUCUACGGCCGCUGGUCCCACAUCAGGACGCGGGAUGGUCGCACGGAGCAGGCCAUUUGGCCCUACUUGCUGGUGAGCACGACGCUACCAUCCCUGGAGUUGAGGCCGCUGGACUCCCAGGCAGAUCUCCAACUGGGCCUUCGCGUGUGGGUGAAGUCGACCGCAUACGGGUAUCGAGACCUCGCAGGCCGGGAAGGCGAGAUCGUCCGAGUGCGCGGGAAUUUUGCGGACGUCGCGUGCCAACCCGGUGAAGGCAAUUUCCACUUCUCGGAGCUGCUGGCGCGAAGGGGCGCCGCUGGCGUCACGGCUCCUCAUGACCCGCCGCCACGUGCUUCGCGCCCUGCUUCAGGCCAAGGAGGCUACCACAGCCACCAGCACAACGCCACACCACCUGGAGGACCCGGACCGAACACGGAGAGCAGGCGUGUGAAGCGGUGGGGGGAUGGUCUUGAUGCACCUGCGGCGGGGUCCCGCAACUUCUUCCCGCAGGGCUUCCAGGUAACUCUGGAGGUGCCAGAGGCGAUUCAACGAUUUGGGCACAGUGUCGCUCGUGUCUCGGACAUCAUGGAGUCGCCCAUCCUCAACUAUGCCAUGCGUACGCCACACACUGACACAGAGCUCAGGCAAUAUGCUGACUACAUUGUGCACAUGGAGCGGGCGUUGAGCAUCCUGCCGGCGCAUGUGAGUGAGCUACAGGGCUAUGUCUAUCGUGGCGUGAGUGCCCUUCUCAAUCCUGAGACCUAUGCGGCUGGACGGAGGAUCACAUGGCAAUCGUUUUCCAGCGCAACGAAGAGGCAGCUGGCCACCCUCGACUUUGUGUCAGUGCUGCCUGGCCGCAGGCUUCACGGGUCACUCUUUGUGAUCGACUCGAUCACGGCAAAGGACAUCCGCCACUUCUCGGCGAUCCCAAGCGAGGAGGAGGUACUCUUCCCACCCAACUCGCAGUUCCUGGUGGCAAGGGUGCUUACUGGCGUGGAUGUCCCGACCCCCGAGCUGGGCGGGGAGAGCAUCACCGAGGGAAACAUUGCGGAAUGGAUCGCAAAGGUGGGCGAGAACGUCAAGAAGGACCAGGUGAUUGCCACCAUCGAGACCGACAAGGUCACGGUCGAUGUGAAGGCGCCCCAGGAUGGCCAGCUGCUCGAGAUCAAGAUCCAGGCAGACGAGACCUGCGAAGUUGGGCAGGUUCUCGCAGUGCUUGGGCCUUCGGGGGAGGGCGCGCCAGCUGCCGCCCCUGAGGCGGCCGCAGCGGCAGCGCCAGCAGCUGAGGCUCCGGCUGCAGCACCGAAGGCGGCGCCAAAGGCCGCCCCCGCCCCGAAAGCGGCUGCACCGGCUGCCUCGGCCACCAGCGCCCCCUCCUCGCCGGAAAGAGGUGAGAGGAGGGAGAAGAUGACACGAAUGCGCCAAGCCAUCGCGCGAAAUCUCAAAGAGUCACAAAACACGCUUGCCAUGCUGACCACAUUCCAGGAGGUGGACAUGUCCGGGCUAAUCAAGAUGCGCAAGGAGUACAAAGACAUCUUCCAGUCCUCCCAUGGCGCAAAGCUAGGCUUCCAGUCUCCUUUCUUCCUGGCCAGCGCCCAUGCCCUGAAGCAGAUACCAGCCUUGAAUGCCUACAUUGACAAUGCGACAAAUGAGGUGGUCUUCCGAGACUACAUCAAUAUCGGUUUUGCAGCUGCAACCCCCAAGGGGCUUGUAACACCAGUGAUCAAGAACAUGGAGACCAAGAACUUGGCGGAGGUCGAGAGUGAGUUUGCCCGAUUUGCUGGUCUUGCCAAGCAGGACAAGCUCAGUAUGGACGACAUCACCGGAAACACUUUCACGAUCACCAACGGAGGUGCUCCUCCUGUGCCAAUGUGCUCUGCUUGCCGGUGCGCUCUGAAUGCCCCCGAACCAAACUCCAACCUGGCCCGCAGAAUCCGCCAAUAG